Messenger RNA from Batrachochytrium dendrobatidis JAM81, 673 nucleotides. RefSeq lists its product as uncharacterized. The record is from RefSeq and is a predicted model, not a curated record. The transcript has 3 exons. Bases 53 to 592 code for a protein of 179 amino acids. NCBI's taxonomy places the organism in Eukaryota, Fungi, Chytridiomycota, Chytridiomycetes, Rhizophydiales.
UCUUCACAGCGGUGACAUUUCUCAUGGCGGACUAGGCAUUGCUCAGUCUGGUAUGAAUGACCUUGGACUCAUGGGUAUGGAGGAUGAGGCUGAUUUGAUGCCUGUAGGUCCAGGCGUAUUUUCACCAGAAAGUAUCAAUGGUACACCACUGCGUCUUACUCGCCGUGGAAAAGAACAGAUCAAACGUGGGUUUCGUAAAUGUAGCUCAGUUGAUGUGCCCAUUGUUUCUUCUACUCGUGCCAAACAAAUGCAUCUAUCGGAUGAAAGUCCAUUUCUUGUGUACGUGAUUCAUCAUCUGGCUAUAUUGGUUGAUGAGUUGUUUACAUUGCUGAACUCUUUUUUCCCGUGGGUACCCAAAUUCGAUUCGGAGAAAACAUUGCGUGGGGCACUUUCAUCUUGGAAACGAAUGAUAGGAACUAUUGCGAUUUUCACUAGCAUAGUCCUUGUUUUUUAUAUCUCGUUUUGGAUUUUGAAAUUUUUGGUGUGGAGUGGGACAAGUUUGAGCAUAGAUACUCCUGUUCAACAACGUCACCAAACCGAAUAUCAAAACCGUCACCAAGGUCAGAGGCAAUACCACCAACGUGGAUAUUAACCCAACACGACUAGAAUUAAAUCUCGAUCUUGACCCAUUGCAAAUUUAUAAAUCAAUUAAAAUGCACGAGAUUUGAAGUUU